ACAGCAACCCGGAACUGCCGGGUUCACAACAAGGACACCAGCAGCUGCGUGUUCCCCAGACGUGUCAGAACUGUAAGUUAGAGUAGUUUAGAGGGUUUCAUCCAUUUAUCGAGAUUAAUAUCAACGGUCUGUCAAAUUAAGAGGCCUCGCCUGCUGGCGGAGACUGAGGCUCUUUAGUACUGUGUGGGUGCUUGUGAAGGGCAUGACGGGGGCGGCGGUGCAGAGGGCUCUCCGGGCCCUGCUCCCCCGGAGACUGGCUGUGGCUUCAGGCAGGUGCCCGGCCCCGCUGGAGUCCGUCCUGCCGCCGGCUCCAUGUGCGUUGGCCCCCCCGUGGACGGCCUCUUCUGUCAGGACGCUGCAGCUCUGCUCCGCCUUGUGCGCCGGACACAACAAGUGGUCAAAGGUGAAACACAUUAAAGGACCCAAAGACGAGGCCAGGGGAAGGAUGUUUAUGAAGUUUGGCAUGAUGAUAAAAAUAGCUGUGAAAGAUGGUGGAUCGAACCCAGACCUGAAUAUAAACUUGGCACACAUACUGGAGCAGUGCAGGAACAAAAAUAUGCCCAAAGCAUCCAUAGAGGCUGCAAUCAAGAGUGUGGAAAAGGCUAAACCAGUGUCCCAGCACACGUUUGAAGCUCGGGGACCCGGUGGAUGUCUCCUGCUCAUCGAGGUCCUCACUGACAACAACUCCCGCAGCAAUCAGGAAAUUAAACGCCUCCUUAACAAGAAUGGAGGGACGCUGUCAGAUGGCGUCCGCCACAACUUCACCAGGAAGGGGGUGGUGGCAACGGCAGCCAAGACCAUCUCAACGGAGAGAGCUCUGGAGCUGGCCAUUGAGGCGGGAGCCGAAGAUGUCAAAGAGACUGAGGAUGAGGAGGAGCAGCCCCUCCUGCAGUUUAUUUGUGACAUGGUGGACCUGAAUAAGGUGCGGGCCUCAUUGGAGAAGCAAGGAAUGCAGAUCAUGUCUUCUGGGUUGGAGUUUGUUCCCAGCACCCUCUCGCCUCUGGACCAGGACCAGCUGCAUGCUGCUUCAACACUAAUAGAGGCUCUCAAUGACUGUCCAGACGUAAUUCGAGUGUGGGAUAAUAUCCAGGCUGACAGCUGAGUACAAUCUCUGGACACUUGGUGGACACUGAACAGCUUGCAUGUGGAAUAUUUCAUUUCCCAAAGAGAGGUCUUGAAAAACUUGUGCGUCAGUUGGUACUGAUACUACUGCUUGUCAUUUCAUGUGAGGAGACGACAUUACUAGUAUGAAAAUCUGAGUGUUGUGGCCAUUUUGUUACCGUCUACAAACUUUGGAGGGAAAUUAAACUGUGAUCCUUGUUUGGAUUUAAAGUGAUGUUUUGCCUUAAAUAUUUUCUGUGGUCAGACUACACUUUUCUACAAAUGUUCAUUAGCAACUGGUCUUGAGCAGAUAGAAGUCAUCCCAGGGAUAAACUAUCACCACUUUCCUUCAGUAUUUUUCCCAAAAUGGUUCAUUUCAACAGACACAAUUUGUGAAAUAGGUCUUUUAAAAGUAGGUCAAAAUUGUUAACAGGAGCUUUUUUUAUUGGACAAUAAUUCAUGAGACAUGGAAAUGAAAAUGUUUCAUCGAAAGGAAAUUUCACUUGUACUAGUUGAGGAAGGAAACAAUGUACAACUAUUAACAAGGAUCAAAUUAAAAAACUAGAUUUAAAGACCCUCUCCAGAGAUGUUUCACAAAUAAAAGUUUUCUGUUUGGAAUAAUAA
Xiphias gladius (swordfish) is the source of this 1725-nucleotide messenger RNA. It is a transcript of the gene taco1, whose product is annotated as translational activator of cytochrome c oxidase 1. Gene Ontology annotation, cellular component: mitochondrion. Lineage: Eukaryota; Metazoa; Chordata; Actinopteri; Istiophoriformes; Xiphiidae. The record is from RefSeq and is a predicted model, not a curated record. The transcript has 5 exons. The coding region runs from base 203 to 1102 and encodes 299 amino acids.